Stomoxys calcitrans (stable fly) is the source of this 7647-nucleotide messenger RNA. It is a transcript of the gene Rop, whose product is annotated as protein ROP. The record is from RefSeq and is a predicted model, not a curated record. The transcript has 10 exons. Gene Ontology annotation, biological process: intracellular protein transport; neurotransmitter secretion; vesicle-mediated transport. NCBI's taxonomy places the organism in Eukaryota, Metazoa, Arthropoda, Insecta, Diptera, Muscidae. Gene Ontology annotation, cellular component: secretory granule; plasma membrane. Gene Ontology annotation, molecular function: syntaxin binding. The coding region runs from base 207 to 2009 and encodes 600 amino acids.
CGACAAUACAGCUCCAGUUAUGUGGGGAUUUUUGGAGAAAAUACAGUGAAUAGUUCAGAUCUGCGAAAAAAAUUAACGAACGGGGGUUCAUAAUUUUUUGUGUGACGGAACAGUUUUUAACAGAUCUAGAUCGUGGCCAGGCCAGUAAAAAUCCGUAACUCAAAAAUAACUGAAAGAAAAAGUGAAAAACUUAAACAAACUGCAAAAUGGCUUUGAAAAUGUUGGUUGGACAAAAAAUUAUGAACGAGGUGGUAAAAUACAAACCGCCACCUCCCAAAAAAGGAGGCACAGCUGCCGCUGCAGCUGCUUCUAAAGCAAAUAUGGAUUGGCGUGUGCUGGUUGUCGAUAAGUUGGGCAUGCGAAUGGUAUCAGCAUGCACAAAAAUGCAUGAAAUAAGUGCUGAGGGCAUUACAUUGGUGGAGGACAUCAAUAAGAAACGUGAACCUUUGCCCUCUAUGGAUGCUAUUUAUUUGAUAACACCAUCACAAGAUUCGGUGGCUGGGUUGAUUCGUGACUUUGAGAAUCCAGCUCGUCCCAUGUAUCGCUAUGCCCAUGUAUUCUUCACCGAGGCCGUGCCCGACAGUAUAUUCGAAAUGAUAAAAGCCGAAAAGCACUUAGUCAAUCACAUUACAUGUUUCAGAGAGAUCAAUAUUGCAUUUCUUGCCCUUGAAAGUCAGGUCUACUCGCUCGAUUCGCCAGACAGUUUUCAGUGUUUGUACUCACCGGCAUUCGCCUCGAUACGCGCCAAACACCUCGAGCGCAUUGCCGAGCAGAUAGCCACGUUGUGUGCUACGCUCGGCGAGUAUCCGAUGGUGCGAUAUCGCACUGAUUGGGAUCGCAACAUCGACUUAGCUGCAGUCGUUCAGCAAAAACUGGAUGCGUACAAGGCUGAUGAGCCAACGAUGGGCGAGGGUUCGGAGAAAGCACGUUCACAAUUGUUAAUUUUGGAUCGUGGUUUUGAUUGCGUAUCGCCCUUGUUGCACGAAUUAACACUACAAGCCAUGGCCUAUGAUUUGUUGCCCAUCACCAAUGAUGUCUAUCGCUUCACGCCCGGACCCAAUCAGCCGGAAAAGGAGGUGUUGUUGGACGAGAACGAUGACUUGUGGGUUGAAUUGCGCCAUCAACAUAUUGCUGUCGUGUCCACGCAGGUUACUCAGAAUUUGAAAAAAUUCACCGAUUCCAAGCGAAUGUCUUCUACUGAUAAGGCAUCCAUGCGCGAUCUCUCACAAAUGAUUAAGAAAAUGCCUCAAUAUCAGAAGGAAUUAUCCAAGUAUUCCACCCACUUGCAUUUGGCCGAAGAUUGCAUGAAAUCCUACCAGAACUAUGUCGAUAAGCUGUGCCGCGUCGAACAAGAUUUAGCCAUGGGCACCGAUGCUGAAGGUGAAAAGAUUAAAGAUCAUAUGCGAAAUAUUGUACCGAUUCUUUUGGAUGCCAAUGUUUCCAAUUUCGAUAAGGUGCGCAUCAUUGCUUUGUAUGUCAUGAUCAAGAAUGGCAUUACUGAGGAAAAUCUCACAAAACUCUUUACGCAUGCUCAACUUUCGCCUAAAGAUCAAGAUAUGGUUCGCAAUUUAAGCCAUUUGGGUAUUAAUGUUAUUGCUGAUUCACGCAAAAAAACUUAUUCGGUUCCGCGCAAGGAACGCAUUACCGAACACACUUAUCAAAUGUCUCGUUGGACACCCGUUGUAAAAGAUAUCAUGGAGGAUUGCAUUGAAGAUAAAUUGGAUCAACGUCAUUUUGCUUUCCUGACUGGCAGGGCCCAGAAUCCCAACUAUCAUGCCCCCACAAGUGCCCGGUAUGGCCAUUGGCACAAAGAUAAAACCCAGACACAGGUUAAGAAUGUUCCACGUCUCAUUGUCUUCAUUGUCGGUGGUGUAUGCAUGUCCGAAAUGCGCAGUGCUUAUGAAGUGACCAACGCCGUCAAAAAUUGGGAAGUUGUUAUUGGCUCAUCCCAUAUACUAACACCUGAAAAUUUCUUAAGCGAUUUGGGCUCCCUCACCAAAGAGGACUAAACGCGUCUAUCCUCCUGUAUAACUAAAACAUUGUAUGUGUAUGUAGUAUUUGAGUAUUUGAUGCUUAACACUUAUUACAAUAGUAAAUUAUUACAAUAUUUAUGAUAGGUUUAAAAAAACAACAACAACAACUAUAACAACCACAACUAAAGGAAACGAAACAUGUGUUUACACUAACAAAUCUUUAUAUAAUUAUAUAUGCAAUUUAAAAAGAUGUUGAAAUUUAAGAUUUAGCGAAAAAAACAAGUGUAGUGAACAAAAAACCAGCGCAAUAGCUAAUAAUAAGAUGGAUAUUGAAAGACAACACUUCAAAAAUGUAUGGCGUUUAGUAGGAUUCCAUAGACCACUCUUUUUUUCUCGUUCUAAUUUUUAAACAUAAUCAACAAAAAUUAUAAAAUUACAUUUUGAACAUUACUUGCAUCCUUUUGAAAUAAAAGAGAAAGUACAUUUUCAUAACGAAAAAUAAAACUUAAAAAAAGAAUAAUGAUACCAAUUUUGAAGAAAAAUAGUUAUGCAAUGUUAAAGAUCUAGAAGAUACAUGCAGAAAAAUAAGAGCUGAUGGCUGGCAGCCCAUAGCUGUACUAUGCCUGCUGGUCUAGGGGCUCAUAUUCCAUUCGAGCCCAGUAUAGAAUAAUGUUUGAGGUUUUAUGGCGUUAUUAAGCUUUAUCUGAUUAUAACGAAUUAAAUGUGUUUUUGUAUUUAAAUAAAAUGUGUAUUUUAGUAUAGUUUACACAACUCUAUAUAUAUAAAUAUAUGAAAAAACAACAAAACUAUAUUCAAGAAAGACAAAAAAUAAAUAAAUUAAACAUAAUUAACACUUCUAACUAUACGAAUUCGUAUAUAAACUCUCUCUUCUCUUUAAAAUUUAUUGAAAAUAAAAACCAAAACUAAAAAUGUUACAACACACACAACACAUCAUCAUAGAAUUUUCUAAAAGCGAUUGAAGAAUCUAGAAAAUUAUGAAAAAAGUAGAAAAAUUAGGUUUUUCAAAGUUUUUCCCUUAACAAAUAAUUAAAAAACACAUGUUAAUUUAAAACCUGUGACAAAUGUGAUAAGAGAACAGUAACAUAAUUGAAAUUAGAUAUCAUAUUUGGAGAUUUCAAAGCUUUUUUGAAUUCCUCAAACGUUUUUUCCCAAAAUGGUCAUUUGCAGUGCAUUGUUCAACUGCCGAAGGGCCCUUUUAUUAUUGAUGAAUCUCCAUGAUAGUGUAAACAACAACAACAACGAUAGCUAAAUUCAUGAAUGAUUAUUGAUUUUCUGCAAAAAUCCUCAUAUGAACAACACAAAAAUUCUUUUCUUCUGAGGUAUAAGUUGAAAGUGAGUGCAGAUUUAUACCAAUUUCCUGUAGAUUUUAAAAAGUUUUCAAGCUUUUGUGUCAUUUCGGAAAACGUUUUUUCUAAAAACUGUCCAAAAAUGUUUUCUACUGACUUUGAAAAUAUUAUAGCAUGCACCUUUUGUAUGUAUGCUGGUUCCCGCAAACACAGUUACCAGUUGUUAUCAAAUUGUGAUUCAUUUUUAUAUCUUGCUUAGAUUUUUUAUAAUACAUUAUAGUCUUCUUACACCAUGCAUACAUUUUAUGCAUCUCCUUUAAAUCUUUUUACCAACAUCCUAAAUGUAUAGGAGUAAUAUAUGAUUUUCCAAAACCAGCGAGUUCUUAAAUUAUUUUAUUUAGUCAAAGACAAAUGGUAAUAAGCACUUUCCAAUGAACCAUUGUAAUAAAAACAGAAACUAAAAAAAUUCAUGUUCAUCCUAUUCUCCAGGUGAUAUGCUAAAGUCAAAGCCCUAACUGCUAUGUAAACAAAAAUAAUAUAUAAAAAUUUUAGCAAUUUGCCCAUAUAACGUCGAAUAUCGAAAGGGAUGAAGAAACAUGAAACAUUUCUUAGAUUUAAGUAAAAGAAGAAGCAAGAAAAUAACAGCAAAAUUUUGAAGCCACAACAAAUAUGUAUUUGAAACAAGUCCUCUUAGCGGCUAAUUAAGCAAAAGAGGACCCAGAUUGAGAAAAAAAUUAAACAAUAUAAUAACAAACAUUUAAAAAUAUAUAAAAAUUAUUAAUCAAAAUAAAUGUCUUUAAACUUAUAACACAAAACAUAUUAUUUAAAAAAGACAAACAAUAAGUAUUUUAUUUUUAUUCGAUAACAUUUCCCGUAUUUAUGAAGCAAAAGAAAAAAAACAAAAAUUAAGGGGCAGUAGAGCAGUUCCGAUAACAUUCUUGGUGCAGUCUGCUGCCACCUUCAGGAAAAUCCAUUGCAUCUUAUAUACACACAUAUGCAAUAUUUAUUUCAGCAGUAAAUAAUUGGUCGUGGAACCUUGAGCACAAUUAAAGCAACAUAUCUAUCAACAACUGGAUAUGCUAUCAUGGUAUUCCGCAAAAAAAAAAAAAACAUUUAAUAACACAAUAUAAUGAUAAAUGUAUUUCAAAAAUAUUUGCAUGCUAUUCCACAAACAAUUAUUCUUAUUAUUAUGCAUACAACAACAAAAAUCUAAGUAUAUAACAAAAAAAUUUUCAAAUUUUAAACGAUUAUCCUGUUUCACAACAUAAACGUAUGAAUGAAGGCACGGCUAAUCGUUUAUUAUAUGGUAACGCAUAUAUAUUGAAAACAAAAUUAUUUAAUGUUCAAUCACACAUAUUAUAUAAAAAUAUAUAUUUAAACAAAGAAUCUAAAGAUGUAUUCGUAUCCCAGCCCAUCCUUAUCAAAUCCGAUAAAACCCACAUACCACUUAGAGAACAACUCUCUCCUCGAAGACGAUCCACGACAAUCGUUCUUCCAUCUUUCGCUAGGUAGAGUUGUUAGAGACUGCUAAACCGUUAUAAGAGGACCUUAAGACAAUGAAUUGAACAUGUUUCGCAACACUUCUAUGUUAUCUAGGGCCCUCAUUCUGGUUUUAGGUUUUAACGAAAUCGCAAUUUAUUCCCAAACAAAUAUUACAACCACAUCCUUAUAAUAAACCAUAUAAUUAAACAAUUGAAAUUACGAAAGGUUUAUUGAAAAUAAUAUAAAUGGAGCAGAUUAGUUUUAAGCGCUGCAACAGCAUAAUUAACCAUAAAUAACAUGCAUCGUUCUGGUAAUCUAAACUAUGGGGACAUUUUUAGAAGCAGAGUUUCGAAUUGGAGUUUUUUGUAGAAAGGCAAAGGAGGCAAUAUGAGGCCACUCCAUCGUUCAUUAUGGAAAAUUAAAUGAGCGCCCUUAAUGUUCUUAGGGUGAUAAGGGAUAUAUAUCUUGCCAACAACCUUUAAAGUACGACAAAUCUUGCUAGCACUUUACUAUCCAAGGAAAAUGAUGAAACCAACCUAAAACUUUCCACAUGAAGAAACCUGAGUAAAAUGUACUCAACGGCACUAAUCGGACAUAAAAAUAGCAGCCAGUAGUGCCAACACGCAAAAUGUAAGACUUUUCACUUCCUUAUAAAUCAUCAAUUUGGUUAUGAUACUAAUCAAUUUCUGUUUAAGAACAUCAUGUUAUAAACCCAUUUGCCAACCAAAGCAAGGCAAAUUAAUAUUUAUGAAGCCAAUCUUAUCGCCUUUAAUGUUCUUAGGGUGAUAAGGGAUAUAUAUAUUGCCAACACCCUUUAAAGUACGGCAAAUGUUACUAGCCGUAUACAAGGACAAUGGUUUAAACAGGAUGAAGCUAACCCAAAACUUUCCACAUGAAGAAGCCUCAGUAAAAUGUACUAAACGGCACUAAUUCGAUAUAAAAACAGCAGCCAAUAGUGUCAACAGGCAAAAUGUAAGACUUUUGACCUAAUCAAUUUCUGUUUAAGCACAUCACGUUAUGAACCCAUUUGUCAACCAAAGCAAGGCAUAUUAAUAUUUAUGAAACCAAUCUCAGAGGUUUGUUGAAAUUUGAAUCAAAGUUUGAGAAGCAUAGGAAAUGAUCUGUAAUUAGCAUGCCUAAAUAUUUGGUUCACUAUCCGCUAAACAAUUAGUUACGACAUAUACUAUUGAAAGUAUUAAGGAAAAGUUUUAACCACUAGGCAAAUAUCUUAGGAAACGUAUGCUUUUACAGCUGAUUUUGUGUAAACAUCGCCUAGUUUUAGAUUUUUCUCAUCUGGCAUUCGCCUUUAAGGCUAUGGCUAUGAUGCCGCUGUAAAACUCGCAAAUCAUUUGACGCUACACAUGUAAGUUAACAACCAAAUCCAAAUUUCUAGUUUGAAUAAGAAUUACCAAUAAAAAGUAUUUAAAUUAAUAAUUAAAUGCACAAAAAAAACUAAAUACAGAUAUAUCAUCGGAGUAAUGUUAUCCUGUUCCAUACGCCAUUUUCGAGUUCUUUGAGUUGGCAUCAGUUUUUGUGACUUUAAAGCACUCUAUAUAUCUAAAAUAAUAUUGAGGUGUAAAUAUGGCCCAUUUCAUUGCAUACUGCAAGUGCGUUUAUCUCAAAAUCAAUAAAUUGGCGUUUGGAGCAAAAUUACAUUACAACGACGAUAUGUAUUUCUGGCUCAAGGGUUUUCGUGUUAGUUAUAAUUUCUAUUCAAGUUAUAAAACAAAUGUUGGACUCAGUUUUCUGUGCUCUAGAAAUAUCCCCAAGCUAGGAUGUUGUCAAGAUUUUUCAUGCACAUCAAAGGUGAUUUUGGCAUGUCUAGUCUCCGAGAAAAGGGCGCAUGCGUAGUGAUAAGAUUUAUGUUCUUGUAUUUCACACGUAUCACUUAUAAAAAUAAUAAACAUUUAAAUUGAAAUUAAUUAAAAUACUCCCAAAAAAACCACUUAUAAACAAAGAAGAAAAAAACAAGCUUAGUUGUAGAACCAUUAAAAAUUACCAUACUGGCAAGUUAAAGAAUUGUUACAAAAUAAUUUAUGGCCUAUAAGGCUGGUAUUUGAAAGGUCUUAAUAUAACUCGUAAAAACACAAAAACACAUAUAGAACCAGGAGAAGAAAAAAGAACAACAACCAAAAAUAGCAAGAUGAAAUAAAUGGAAAUAGCUUUUGAGUAUAUUAAAUAACUAUGAUCAAACAACAGCAAACCGCAUUAUUAAUGAGUAAUAAUGACGGCUCUAGUUUGUAGGAACAAGACAUAAACACAAUUCGUAUUGAGAUCUGUAUUAACCAACAAUAUGAAGAAUUUCCCCGCCAGACUUGGGGUGGUCUGCCGCAUCAAAUGCCGACCGACUGCCCUCCGCCACCAAAAUGCGGUGUAGGAGUUAUUCUGGAAGCUAAUCAAUAUCAAUGAAGAACAUCUCUUGCAGCAGCCCUUGGGAGGACCUACUGCGCAAGGUUCAAUUAAAGUCUCGGGCAUUUACUUCAUUAUUUUUACUCUAAAAUAUUGUUUUUUAUUUCCUAAUAUUUACUUACUAACACAACAAAUAAUACACUUUUAUUAUUACAUAUUAUAUGACUAACUAACAAGAAAAAUCGUUUAUUAUUAAAAAAAAAAAAUAACUAUAUUUAUUAGUAUAUGAAAUUUGCAAUUUUUUUGAAAUAACAAUUAAAAGAAUUUUUUGAAAUGAAAGAGAGAAUAUAUUAUUAUUAAUGUCUAUUGUAAUAAUCCGAACAAUUAUUGCUUACAAAAACAUAAACAUAUAUAAGAGUAUCAAUAUUAUCCCCCUUAGUGUGUAAGAACAGAAUAAAUGUUGUUGUAUAACCAACAACAUAUUUCAACAAAAACAAAAAAUACAACAUAAUAAGAAAUAUAUAAUCAACAACUAA